GUUCCGUUUCCGCUUGCGCCGUCACGACCGGUGCGGGCUGCAGCCUAUGUCCUCCUAUCUAGCAGGAAACGCCGAAGAGACUGAUCUUGCCCGGUCACGGAGGCUUCAACUAGAUUCCAAGCCUUGCUGCCGCGGUUGGCGGGCCCAGGAGGUGCUGGCGUGAGCUUGCGAGACGACGAAGGUUUGCGCGCAAGCCUCUGGGAGAUGUAGUGCAGCGCACGAGCGCAGUCCCGGCGCGUGGUGGGGCAGCCUUUGUUUCGCGGGCCCCUGGUGACCUGGCCAACUGGGUGAUCCAGAACAGUCUAUCAUCAUGUCAGAUAACUAGCCUCCAUAACUUCUUCUUGCCAUGUAUAGUAACAGCAUAUAUACUCUGGGGUCACAAUAUGGACACCCUUGGGAGCCACUAUUCAGCUACCCACACUACCCUGACCUGUUUCUUUCAGGCUUGGAAACAAGGCAAGACACCAAACUGUCAGCCCUAAAACAAGGCAUCUCCAAAGAACUGCCCCACAGUGCUGUUCUGGUGGAAGGAUUUCUGUGGGAUGGCCUGUGGCCCAGGGUCAAGGACACAGAGGGCCCCUGCGUAUGGUGGCCUGGAUGCCUUGCGAGCCCACGCAUUCAGGUAACCUUUGUGCCAGCAGAGAUGCUCACACAGGCGUAGCAGGGGAAUGGACUUGGGGAUAACCUCAGUCUGAGCCCCAACCUCCCAGCUCAACCAAUGACUCCUGAGAGGCGCAGCCCACAUGUGUGGGGCACAUAUGGGAAAAGGGAUAAGCUGGACUCCAAGGUCAGUGCUCAGCAGAAAACUUACACAAAAGAGAAAUUCUAUAAAUGCCAGGAUUGUGGAAAGGCCUUCAGCCACAGCUCAGCACUCAUUGAACACCACCGAACACACACAGGAGAGAGACCUUAUGAGUGUCCCAUGUGUGCAAAAGGCUUCCGAAACAGCUCAGCACUUAACAAGCACCAGAGGAUCCACACUGGGGAGAAGCCCUACAGGUGUACUCAGUGUGGAAGGACCUUCAACCAGAUUGCACCCCUGGUCCAGCACCAGAGGACACACACAGGUGAGAAGCCUUAUGCGUGCGGCGAGUGUGGCAAGGCCUUCAGCUUCAGGUCCUCCUUCAGCCAGCAUGAGCGUACUCAUACGGGGGAGAAGCCUUACAUGUGCCAGGACUGUGGCAAGGCCUUCCGGCAGAGCAUCCACCUUACCCAGCACCUGCGCACACACACCGGUGAGCGACCCUACCACUGUGGGGACUGUGACAAGGCCUUCAGCCACAGCUCGUCCCUCACCAAGCACCAGCGCAUCCACACAGGCGAGAAGCCCUAUGCAUGCCGCGAGUGUGGCAAGGCCUUCACCCAGAUCACACCAUUCGUCCAGCACCAGAGGACACACACUGGGGAGAAGCCCUACGAGUGCAGUGAGUGCGGCAGGGCCUUCAGCCAGAGCACGCUGCUGACUGAGCACCAGAGGAUCCACACGGGGGAGAAACCCUAUGGGUGUCAUGAAUGUGGAAAGACCUUCAGCCACAGCUCUUCACUGAGCCAGCACGAGCGCACACACACGGGCGAGAAACCCUACGAGUGCCAGGACUGUGGCAAGGCCUUCCGGCAGAGCACCCACCUCACCCAGCACCAAAGAACACACACCGGGGAGAAGCCGUACAUGUGUGUCGAGUGUGGCAAGGCCUUCAGCCACAGUUCGUCUCUCACCAAGCACCAGCGCAUCCACACAGGUGAGAAGCCCUAUGCAUGCCACGAGUGUGGCAAGGCCUUCAGCCAGCUGGCACCUCUCGUCCAGCACCAGAGGACACACACUGGGGAGAAGCCCUACCAGUGCACCGAGUGUGACAGGGCCUUCAGCCAAAGCUCCCUCCUCAUAGAGCACCAGAGGAUACACACCAAGGAGAAGCCCUAUAGGUGCCACGAAUGUGGGAAAUCCUUCAGCCACAGCUCCUCAUUGAGCCAGCACAAGCGCACACACACAGGUGAGAAGCCUUAUGAGUGCCAGGACUGUGGCAAGGCCUUCCGGCAGAGCACCCACCUCACCCAGCACCGGAGGAUCCACACUGGGGAGAAGCCAUACAAAUGCAGAGACUGUGGCAAGGCCUUCGGCCACAGCUCAUCCCUCACCAAGCACCAGAGGACUCACACUGGGUAGACACACUCACCUGUGCUAGAGAAAAGGGGACGCUAUAAGCCAUAGUUCAUUGUAGUAGCCUUCUCUCACACACAUGCACACUUGUCAGACCCUCAGAAUCCAUGCUGAACAGGCAAGCGAGAUAACACUAAAGAACUUCAACCUUGAGUGCCCAUUAAUGUUACACUGUAGAACCUGGGAAUGGGAAACUGUAGAUGCGAACUGGUGAUGGCUUCUGUCCAGCCUUUACCAUAUUCUAAACCAGAGGUGUUUAUAAAGCAGUGAGAAUAUACCAAAUGCCUUUCACCAUUAAAAAGUGAUGUCAAAAUUCUCUGGUAGUGCAUAUUGUCUUCUCCAGACUCAGAGGUGCUUAAACAUGGGUCAAGUUCACUAUCUAACAGUAUGGCAGUGUUCCAGAAAUGAGUGCAUCUCCAUGAACUCACCAUGGAUGCAUGACUUAUCUCAGCACAAAACUGGUUCGUGUGUGAACUAUCUCAUCGGGUGUGGCAGCCAGUCCCAUAGAUCUGAACUUCAUGUGACACAGUACCAACAUGUAUGUAGAAUGUAAAUUUGUCUCGAUCAUUUUGCAA
Molecule: messenger RNA, 2733 nt
Organism: Octodon degus (degu)
Lineage: Eukaryota; Metazoa; Chordata; Mammalia; Rodentia; Octodontidae
Gene: Znf135
Product: zinc finger protein 135
Exons: 2
Coding region: 719-2164 (481 amino acids)
Source: RefSeq, a predicted model, not a curated record